Messenger RNA from Ceratina calcarata, 3691 nucleotides. RefSeq names its product exonuclease mut-7 homolog (gene Nbr). Gene Ontology annotation, biological process: nucleobase-containing compound metabolic process. The record is from RefSeq and is a predicted model, not a curated record. The transcript is spliced from 14 exons. NCBI's taxonomy places the organism in Eukaryota, Metazoa, Arthropoda, Insecta, Hymenoptera, Apidae. The coding region runs from base 304 to 3129 and encodes 941 amino acids. Gene Ontology annotation, molecular function: 3'-5' exonuclease activity; nucleic acid binding.
UCUGAAUUUCACAGAAAUCUCUCUAUUCUCUCUUUCCCCUUUAUAACUGAUAACAAAUUUGUGCUCUCUGAUAACAAGAAGAUUGAAAAGCUAUAGAGAGGGAGGAAACUGUGGAAGAGCUCCGCCCGUAGACAGACGGUGAUAUUAUAAAAUAAUCGAAAACAAUGAAAUUCUUUGCUGAAGCCGACUCAGUCACAACAUAGUUGUUCUUCAAGAGAAAUAGUCUGCCAAAAUACGUCUAAUACUUGAUUUUUACAACGUAUAUUUCUAAGCUUGUGUAAGAUAAGUAUAUCAACGGCAAACAUGUCAAGAAGACUGUAUGAGAAUGAUUUACUAUCGUACUCGGGUUCCAACGAUGACGACAGUUUAACGAUUUUUACAACUAUAGACGAGAGUACGAAAAACUGGCUCAAAUGGUUGGAAGAUGCAUGGCAAUCAUACAAGAAGUGUGAUUUUAUAACUAAAAAGUUGACGGAUUUUUUUGAACGAGCAUGUAAUCCAUAUUUAAGCACAUUACAAGUACUUGUUAAUACUUCGGAUUUUAAAUAUAUAAAAACAAAUUCAUCGUUAGGAUUCACAGUUGUGACAGAAUUCGACAAAUGGUUAGAACCGAAUAAAGAGAUGUACAAAGAGUUCCUAGUGCUCGAUUUAAAGAUAGCAACCUUUCGUUUAAUUAUUAAGCAAAGAAACAUAGAGUUCAUUAAAGUGGUUGCUGCUACAUACGAGUUGGCAGAAGACAAAGAAGAGUUUAUUAAUAUAAUUAAGGAUAUUAUUCAAGAAAAGAAGUACAAAGAGGCAGCGCAGUAUGCAAGUAUAUUGCAAUUACAAGACCAUUUUUCGGAUCCAGAAUGCCUAGUAUUACCUCUCAUUCUGCAAAAUAAAUUAACAGUUGUAGAAGACUUCCUAAAUAACUGUCCUCAUUUGCAAAGGGAUUUAGUCUUAUACUUGGAUAACUUAAUGAAUGAGAACAUGCGCCAAACUCUAAAUGAUAUAAUCACAAGAAACGAUAUACCAGAUACAAAACUCACAGUAACACCAAAAUCAAUGUCUAAAGUAAUAGCACGUUUCGUUAAAUUAUAUAAUCUUCCACAAGAAUCUUGUCCUAACUUAAAUAAAAAACGAUGCGAAGGUGCUUUGCAGUUCUUCAUACAUAAGCGUUAUGAGGAAUCUAGUAUAAGUACCGACAGUUGGAGAGAGAUGGUCCAAGAGAACGUAGGAAAUGAUCGAACGUUACAGUUAGCCAUGAUAAGAAUGCUUAUUAACGUGAGGGAUGCCGCUGAGGGUCUGUAUUGGGCUAAAAGAUUUAAUAUACCAGAAGAACAGUGGCCAUGGGCGAUUUCAUAUGAACAAUCGUUACUUGAACCUGUGAAUGACGGGGCAUCCACGAGUAAAACGGAUGAGAAUAACUCUGAAGAUUAUCAUGAAUUGAGAUUAUCAAGGAAUUGUGUGAAAGUCAUUAAUGAUGCAAAGAGUUUCGAGGAAUUUCUUGAUUCGGGAUUGAAAGAUGUUUUCAUUGUUGGAAUUGAUUCAGAGUGGAAGCCUUGUUUCGGUACGAAACAAACCGAAGUGGCAUUAAUACAAAUAGCUACGAAAACGAAUGUCUACAUAUUGGACGUCUUUUCUAUAGGAAAUCAAUUGCAGGAAUUAUGGACUGAACUGUCCUUGAUGCUGUUCGAAAACAAAGAUAUAUUAAAACUUGGAUUUGGUAUAAGCCAGGAUAUGACGGUCAUACGCAAUACUCUCCCUGCAUUAUCGAAAGUAAAAAUGCAUGGACAAGGAUACUUAGAUAUUGUGAAUUUGUGGAAAAAGUUAGUGGAGGAUUAUAAAUAUAAAUCUGUAUCUUCCCAAGGUGACUGUGAUGAAACUACUGGCAAACACAGUUUAAGUUAUAUCACGGAAAUUUGUCUAGGAAAGAAAUUAAAUAAGUCUGAUCAAUUUUCUAAUUGGGAGCAUCGACCACUUAGAGAAAGUCAGAUAAUAUAUGCGGCGUUGGACGCGUACUGUUUAUUGGAAAUUUAUGAAACUUUGGAAAAACAGUGUGAAAAAUUUGAUAUACCAUUUUUCGAAAUCUGCUUAGAACUGCAACAUGUCGCACAUCAAUCGCCAAAGAAAAAUAUAAAGUGGCAACCACAGAAAGCAAAUGUGAUUAAAAACGAGACACCAAACUAUGGUAGACAAUUAAAUUACCAAAGAGAUUUUACACAACAAGGAAACGCAAGCAACUUCCGGAAACCGUUCAAUCAAAACGAACAUAGUUUACAACAUACUUUAUACAAAACAGCACAACCUCAUUCUUCAAAAAGACAUAUGCCUUUGAGUAGACAGUACCAUACAAAUACAAUGGAUCAUCAAAUAAGGCAAACCAAUUAUGGAAGCAGAUUGCAAGAAUUACCUCAACCAAUGAUGAAAAACGAAUACACACCAGCACACAAAUGGCAUGUUAUUUGCGAUUCAAUGUUAGGUGGACUAAUGACCAAAUUACGAAUGUGUGGUUGCGAUUGUGUUUACAUUCAAAAUGAUGAAGGUGGAGUACUAUCUGCUAAACUUGCUAUGCGCGAAAAUAGAGUAUUCUUGACACGUAACAAAGGUUAUCUAAAGUUCUUACAAUAUCUACCACCUGGAAACUGUUAUUUCGUUAUUCAUGAUACGCCUGAAGAACAGCUACGGGAAGUAUUACAGCUUUUUAAAAUAGCGGUAUGGCAAAAACAUAUAUUCAGUCGUUGCCAAAUUUGUAAUAGUGACGAGUUUGCGAAAGUACCAAAAUCAAUAAUGGACAAACUUCUCAAGAGUUUUGCUCAAGUAAUACGUGAAAACGGCUAUCGCGUUCAACCAGAUUCGGUGGAUAUAGUGUUAUUAAACUCGAGCAGUGAUAAUUCACAAUACAUGAAUAACGAUGCUCUACGUGAAGAUCGUACGUGGACAUUGAGCAGGAAUUCUGUAAAUAUUAAUGCGUGUACCACUAAGUAUGAUGCAAGGAUACAAGUUGACAAAAUACCCAGAAACGUAUUAAAAUAUGUAAACAAUUUUUAUGUCUGUGAACAAUGUGGGAAGAUAUAUUGGAACGGAUCGCAUUUGGAACGUACGCUCAAUGGUGUUAUUAAAGAUCUUAUUGUUCCUGCGUGGACUUAGAUUGUAUAUCAUACAAAGUUAUCUUCUUUUACUGUCAAGUAUUAUUUACGUUACUUUCUGAUGAUCUUUAGUCUAAACAGUUUUUAAACUGGACAUUAUAUGGGGCGAGUUCAAGUGAUAUAUUGUUUAUUUCUAUGUGGAUACACUUUACUAUUUAAUCUGAUACCAUCUAUUUUGUUACUUAUGAAAAAUGCCGUAACUAUGAAACAGUGAAAAUAUAACAAAUAGAAGCCGUCAUGUUAAGUGCGUUAAAUCUUUAAGUGUACUAAUUUUAUUUUUGUAAAUUUUUCAACGUAUACAAAUAUGUAUACAUAUAUGUGUAUGCAUAGAUACUAUGCAUAUGUAAGAUAUUCUUUUUCUUUCGUACUACAAGUAGGUUUAAAUACAACCAGAAUACCAAAAUAGUUGAUUUUAUAAUUCUAUAUUUUUGUUUUUGAUAAUAUGAAAAUGGUAUAAAUGAAACAGUUCUAUUUUUUGUUCUUUGUAAAAGGAAAAAUGACAUGCCAUUAACAAAAGGGAUGUAUCAUUAAAAAUUGAUAUAAUAAAGUAUGUGUUAAAAUCA